Molecule: messenger RNA, 5641 nt
Organism: Cuscuta epithymum
Lineage: Eukaryota; Viridiplantae; Streptophyta; Magnoliopsida; Solanales; Convolvulaceae
Source: the annotation of a GenBank genome assembly
CUAACGUCCAAGCCCGCUCUUUCUCAUUAAUAUCCUCCCAUCACUCAAUUACAUAAUACAUAUUUGGAACCUCCACAGCUUUGUUGCUAAUCUAUCAAGAAAGAAGCAGUAAAAUAGGAGGGAGAAGAGAAGCAGAAGAGACCUCCAAAAUCCGAACCCUUAAUUAGGAGGCUUCGCCUCCUAUUUAUAGAAGGGGAGGGGGGUUUUAGGGCUAUGCUAAUGGGCCAAUGGGCCUAAAUGGGCCGGUUGGGCCUAAAUGAUCCUUGCUAACUGGGCCCCGUAUCGGGGCGGUGUAUUGGGCCUCUGAACAGUAGUAGGCCGGGGUAAUAUACCCAACACAAGUCCCCCAGUUUCUUGAGUAGUGAGCCUGCAAAUCUACUCGAGAAAGUAUAAUCCUGCUCACGUCCUUCCCUGCCUUCCCUGAAUCAGAGUCUUGGAAUAAUCUCGGACGCAAGGCAUGCAUAAGCCCUAAGUGAGGUGCAAUCCCGCACUAGACACGACGACGCUGAAAAGCCAAUCGUUCGUGCUGUAUAAAGCGGCAGUCCCGACCCUGAAUGGCAUGGGUGGACCCGACCGAGAAGAAGGCACGACGGCGCUGUAGAGCCAGCCGUUCGUGCUGCAUAAAAGCGACGAUCGCCAUCCCAGAGCAAGGAUAGACGAGCCCGUCAGAAAACUAGGCACGACGGUGCUGUGGAGCCCGUACGUGCUGUAUAAGAGCGACGGUUGCCAUCCCAGAGCAAGGAUGGACGAGCCCGCCAGAAAGCCAGGCACGACGGUGCUGUGGAGCCCGAACGUGCUGCAUAAAAUAAGCGAUCGUCAUCCUAGAUUAAGGAUGGACCAACCUGACUCGGACAGACAUGGACUUGACUCGACUCAGACAGACCUGGACUUGACUCAGACGGACAUGGACUUGACUCGACUCAGACAGACCUGGACUUGACUCGAGACCACUGCGGGCCAUCAUGAAUUCAUAUCACCUCCCAGCCAAUUUAUAUCCCCCGUUCGCUCGCCUUCGCCGAACGGGUCGUUCUCCCCUAGUCGUUCCAAACAAUAGUUCCAUUCGCCCGUUCGUCUCACUAGAACGGUCUGAUGUACAAUGAUGAUCACGUCGUGCCGAGGUGGCUGAUCGUAGAGCUACAGAAGCAGUCAGAUCAUAUGGAUAAUAGGUCAUUUCUGCUAUAAGUCAGCACCAGGGUUAAGGUGCAAGCUGUUCGGCUUAUUUCCGAUAUUUGUUCGUAGUUUCCUGAUCCGCAAGGCAUCACCUCUUGCUGCCUGCUGCCUUGUAGGCCCAAGGCUGAUGUAACUUGUUCGUGUUAUCAUCCGUGUUCUUCCUGAUCCGCAAGGCAAUCACCUCUUGCUGCAAGACAGUUUCACAAUUUGUGUAGUGUCUGCCAUCUUCCAAGCCCAUAAUUCCGAUGCAUACCGUCGGUUUUACCGUCCGGGGUCAUCCAUAUCAUGAGGUUGAGAUGUCCAUCCUGGACCAUUGAGAAUAAGGCUCCCAAGCCGGGUCUCCCCCUUAUUCUCUGCCAAAAUGGAGACUCGCCUUCAGGUUACAGCUCGGGUUCCACCACAAUAAAUCACUACAUCGUGGUUCGGGCGAGCUGCAUAGCCAAGGCAAGAUUUUAAGACCAGAGUCCCGAUCCCCCGCUCGGUCACCCUAUGACUUCGGAUGCCGCCCGGUUCGUCCUACUCAAGAUCUUUUACACCAUCUCCCAAGCUGAGUCCGGGCUUGGUUAACCUGCAUCUUUUUUUUUUUUUUUUUUUUUUUUUUGUGCUGAGAUGGUGGCUCCCCAUGGAUCGAGACAAGUGGUAUCUAUCGAUCGAGGUGAGACUUUAUGGAAUGUGAAGAUGCCUCCUAAGCAAAUAAUGUCGUGCUGUGGGGCUGAUCAUGAUAUGAGAAACAUGAAUAAAUCCAAGGGUCUUGCGAGCGCCCUCUGCUCAAGGACAACGGCAGCAACUGCGGCAGCGGUCCACAAAAUGUAGCCAUGCUGAAAGUCAAGCAACGGUCCUUAUCCGCGCAGUGCGGGGACGAGGCCGGUCUUCAAAUAUGAUAAUGGCACCGUACUAGAGGGUCGGUGGCCAUGUAAUGAGGUUGCCGCUGGGGUCCGAUCAGAAAUAAAUAAUCAACAGUUCUCAUCCGCGAGGAGCGGAGAUGAGGUCGGUCUUCCAAAUGAUCACCAUGCCGAGCCAGGAGAGUCGGUCGUGGUGAGAGAAAAGUCGGCGCUGGGAGGCCGAUCUGUAAAUCCUAGGGUCUUACAGGCGCCCUCAGCCCAUAAUGUUGCUCUAGGUGCCGAACGGCGGAGGCCGGAUUGCCAGUCAGGUAGCGUAAUCUGAAAGCUCGUGUAUCGUACAGUCCAUAGGACUUCUCUUCAUGUGUUGUGACAUCUAUACAUUUGUAGUCCCUUCUUUUCUCAAUCGUCCAUGAUUCCUUCUACACACUAGUAACCUCACUCUGUUUUUUUUUUUCUUUCUUUCUUUCUUUCUUUUUUUUUUUUUUUUUUUUUUUUCUUUCUUUCUUUUUUUUUUUUUUUUUUUUUUGUAAACCUCCCCGUCCGAGCUGGUCGAACGGCUCUAAAUGUAAAUAUUCCUUCUUUUUGUUGCCAAUCAUGAACGUCUUCGCGCUUUAUGCUGAACGUCAUAAACAUCUCUCUGCUUCAUGACUUCCCCGUUCGGGCUGACCGAACGCCUAUGAAUGUGAUUCUUUUCUGCCGGUCAUGAAUGUCUCUGUGUUUCAUGCCGAGCAUCAUAAAUAUCUUUGUGCUUCAUGAUUCCCCGUUCGAGCAUAUCGAACAAAUUUUACUGCACAAUAAGCAUGGUAAUGCGGCCGUACGGCCGAACAACAUAUACAAGUAUAUACACACACAUGUGUAACAUUUCUUUUUUAUUCUUUAUUUUUCAUCCAUGACUAUCGGCCGAAGCGGUAAUGAUAACCCUUGGCCUAGAUUUAUCUUUUGAACUGCCCAUACGCUCUCAGAACCACCUAGUGGUUUCCUGGGCGUUCUCAGGAAAGCUUUCAGCUAAUUAAAGUACGUAUUUCGCCCCGUACUGGGUACAGUUGCUGUUCGGGCACUCAAUGCCGAACGAGACCAUGAGUAGUCUCCAAGUCAAAAUACGUCAUCGGGCAAUGCCCUUGCGAGAUGCUUUAGCUACUUUAGGCCGAUCGGGGGUGGCCCGAUAUGCCCAGUAAAACCAAUCAUUUAAUUAACAUGUUGGUGAUUUUAUUAAUAAAACUCCGUUCGACACUAUUCAUCUUGGGAAUUUUAAUUCCUUAUUAAAUAAUUGUUAUUCAACUAAUAAAUAAUAUGUGUCGUCGGAGUAAUGCCCCUCGGGGCACUCAGAUCGCUCCAUUACAGCCGGUCGUGGGUUGGCCGGUCGGCCCAUUAACCCAAUCAUUUAAUUUUAAAUGAUGGCGGACCUAUCACUGGAGCUUCGUUCGGUCAUUAUUUAAUUUGGGAUACUUUAAUCCUUAGAAAAUAAUGGUGAUAUACACUUUAUAGUGAAAUAAUACUACGUAUUAUUCUACCACUUUAAUAAAUAAAAGAGGGAAGUAUGUAGCACUUAGCUGAAUAAGGCUGAAUUUCAGCUGUUGGGCCAAAAUAUCGGCUUGCUAAGAAUCUGGUCCGUCCCCUUUAUAACAAUGUAGCCUUCCUCAGAGAUAGGGUCCGCUAGGUCCGAGGAAACUCGUCUGGACCGACUCUUGGCCCAUCAAAAUGAUUCAUAGCAUGCAUGACCCAGCCCACUCCUAAGUUAAGUCAAGAUAACAGUCUGGCCGAGAUUUUCAAGAAGCGUUCAAGCUUCUCUCGUUCUUCUAGACUCAGCGAGCAAAGACGCUUAAUGGCAUGGUGAUUCCGUUCGGGAACCUCCCCGACUGAACAGGGAUCGAGCUGGAGAUUCGCCGUACGGGCUGUGCAAGCCGGAACAGAUGGAAGCAAAUGGUAGUUGCGUGGCCAGACCGAACGCUAUUUAGAAAGUGUCCCAAGCUCGGACCCGCAGGGUAGUUCGGUCUCCCUCCGGCAGAUGUUUGCUAACCCAGUCUGGAUAGGUACGGGCCUCUGACCGGAGCUCCCAUCUAGGAGAUUGGUCCGGUACUUUCGCGUUCGGUGAGCAGUCUUUGGUGUCUAUAAUCGAUCGUUCGGGUAGUGGGAUAUGCCGAUUAUCUUGAGCUUUGAUUUUUUCCACCCGUUCACCUUUGGGAACUUUCUCUCCUCCCGUUCAGGUAAUCUCCCAGAGAUGAUUUUUCCUCUGCUUUCAUUGCCAAAAAUGGAUGGGCAGGAUCACGGCAGGUAUAUGCUGGUUUUGCACAUUCCCGUUCGGUAAACGGUGUUACUUGGUGACCGAACGGCAUUUGAACAGGGGUGGCAGCUCCAUGGCAUCCAUGGCUGAGAGCACCUUGGGGGUUUGCAGCUGGUUCGCGGUUGAGUGCUAGGCUCCCGUUCGGGAGAUAAUUCAUACUGUAUCCUCUCCUUCCUGGCAGGAAUAAUUUGGGAAGCCAUUCAAGGCCCGACCGGCCUGCUUGGUAUAUAUGUAUUGCAAUCGAAGAUCGGAAAUUGUCGCUACUUCUGCCCGACUGGCCAGAGAUGAACGCUGCUCCUUAAGGUAUUGUUGAUGUUCGGCCUGGUCAAGCCCCUUUGAAUUUCCGUUCGGCGCUCGGGAUGCGGUGCAUGUCCUGUUCGGCGUUCGGGAUGCGAUGUCUCAGGGCUAGGUGAUGCCAGAGCAGCCAGGAUGCUCGAGCAGGAGGUGUUGCUGUCGAGAUUGUUCCUGUUCGGCAUUCGGGAAGUGAAACUUGUUUUGGAUAAUGAUGAUUGUCAAAUCAUCCACUUGCUCUGUGUUUGUCAGCCACGUGAGAAUGAUAGAUAUUUCCUCUAUUCCCAAGUUAGUGGGCAUGUGGGCCCACUAACAUUUUCUUUUCCCAACAUGUCUAUUAGGACAUGGAGUGACCAGCUGCUUCACGGAUCCUGGAUUCUUCACCAGGAGUUCGUUAUUCAUAACUUUUCCAGAAUUCUUAUCCUUCUCUUCCUUCCUUGCUAAGACCCAAGAUCCUCCAGAAUCGUUUUUCUUUCCUUUCUUGCUUGAAUAAGAACGUUUUGGUAUCAAAAAAUUUGUAGAACAUGAAUCUUUUUGAAGCGGUUCCCACAGACGGCGCCAAUGUUGAGGUUUAGUCCCGUAGAUCCGGAAGCCCAACAUAAACUCCGGAUAUUGAGGACGAUGGAUUCGGUAUAAAAGUGAAUAAUAAAUAUAAAGUGUGUAUGAACUAGCUAUUUUUACGUGGAAACCCGGAAAGGGAGAAAACCACGGGACUUUUUAGGCUAACGUCCAAGCCCGCUCUUUCUCAUUAAUAUCCUCCCAUCACUCAAUUACAUAAUACAUAUUUGGAACCUCCACAGCUUUGUUGCUAAUCUAUCAAGAAAGAAGCAGUAAAAUAGGAGGGAGAAGAGAAGCAGAAGAGACCUCCAAAAUCCCUACCCUUAAUUAGGAGGCUUCGCCUCCUAUUUAUAGAAGGGGAGGGGGGUUUUAGGGCUAUGCUAAUGGGCCAAUGGGCCUAAAUGGGCCGGUUGGGCCUAAAUGAUCCUUGCUAACUGGGCCCCGUAUCGGGGCGGUGUAUUGGGCCUCUGAACAGUAGUAGGCCGGGGUAAUAUACCCA